AUGGCCCAGCAGCUCCUUCGGGCCUACGAUGAGAUCCCUGACAGCACCCAGUGUCACCGCAAGACCUACAUCACCACUGCAUUCGGCGGCCUCAUUGGCACCAUAGGCUCAGCCUACAGCAUCGUACUCAACCUUGCAGACACCCACCUGGAAGCAGUGGCCAGGGCUGGCUGGUACACGUUCACUGCAGCUGCUGUCGGAGCUAUGUUCGGCCUCACCACCUGUGUCAGUGCCCAGGUCCAUGAGAAGCCAGAUGACCCCCUGAACUACUUCAUUGGAGGUUGCGCUGCAGGCCUGACCCUGGGAGUGCACACUCACAACUAUGGGACUGCAGCUGUGGGCUGCGUAUACAUGGGCACUGCAGCCGCCCUGUUCAAGAUGGGCAAGCUGGAAGGCUGGGAGCUCUUCACCACCCCCAAGGUGUGA
Molecule: messenger RNA, 426 nt
Organism: Arvicola amphibius (Eurasian water vole)
Lineage: Eukaryota; Metazoa; Chordata; Mammalia; Rodentia; Cricetidae
Product: NADH dehydrogenase [ubiquinone] 1 alpha subcomplex subunit 11-like
Exons: 1
Coding region: 1-426 (141 amino acids)
Biological process (GO): mitochondrial respiratory chain complex I assembly
Source: RefSeq, a predicted model, not a curated record